GCUGACGUCACGUCCGUGUCAUGGCGCCCCGGCGUCCCGCCGAGCUGUACCGGGCGCCGUUCCCGCUCUACACCGUCCGCCUGCACCCGCGGCGGCCGCUCGCCAUCACCGCCGGCGGCGGAGGCGCCGCCAAGACCGGCAUCCGCAAUGGCGUGCACUUCCUGCAGCUGGAGCAGAUCGGCGGGCAGCUCAGCGCCUCGCUGCUGCACUGCCACGACACCGAGACCCGCGCCACCAUGACCAUGGCGCUGGCCGGGGACGUCAUUGCCGCCGGGCAGGACAACAGCUGCCACAUCCUGCGCUUCAGCCUGCAGGAGCCCGAGGCUCCGGGCACCGCCGGGAAGGACGGUGAGACACCGCUUCAGCAGCACUUGCCCCCGGGCUGUGCUGUGCUUUGGGGAUGGCCCUCCACACCUGCCUGGGACCAUGGCAGGGCCUGGCCCUGCCCAGUGCCCACACCAGCUCUGCCCCUGCAGUUCCCCAGCAUGAAGAAGACGUUGGAGUUCAGAGCCCAUGACGGGGAAAUUGAGGACAUCGCACUGGGCCCUGACAACAAGGUGGUGACGGCGGGGAGGGACUUCCAGUGCUGCGUGUGGCAGCAGGACCAGCUGGUGACAGGGCUGCGCUGGCACGAGAACCUGCCUGGCAUCCCUGACAAGGCCUAUCGCUACCAGGCCUGCCGGUUCGGGGCCGUGGAGGGCAGCGCCGGGGCUCUGCGGCUCUACACCGUGCAGGUGCCCCACAAGCGCGAGCGCCGCCCCCCGCCCUGCUACCUGACCAAGUGGGAUGGGAAGAGCUUCCUGCCUCUGCUGACACGGCCCUGUGGCUCCGAGGUGGUCUCCUGCCUCUCCAUCAGUGAUUCGGGCACCUUCCUGGGGCUGGGCACAGUGACAGGCUCCGUGGCCAUCCACAUUGCCUUCUCACUGCAGAGGCUGUACUACGUGAAGGAGGCCCAUGGCAUCGUGGUGACAGACGUGGCCUUCGUCCCCGAGAGCCGGCCCGGGCGGGAGCUGCUGGGGGGCCACGAGGCUGCCCUGCUCAGCGUGGCCGUGGACAGCCGCUGCAAGCUGCACCUGCUGCCCACCCGCCGCUCCCUCCCUGUCUGGCUGCUGCUGCUGCUCUGUGCCGGGCUCAUCGUGGCCACCAUCUUGCUGCUGCAGCUCGCCUUCCCAGGCUUCCUGUAGCCCCCUGGCCCCCGGAGGGUCCCCCUGGCACCAGGAGCGACCCCCCAACCUCCUCCUACCCCACACAGACUGUGAAGGACACGAGGGACCAGCCCUGGCCCCGCUGUCCCCGCUGGCGCUCGGGGAGCAGGCGCGGGUCCAGGGAGCCCGCAGGGCCCGUCCCUGUGGGACUGUGCUGGCAGCAGUGCAGGGCUGGCCCGGGACAGGGCCGUCUCCUGCCCCAGGAGAAGGGGGUCCUGCUGGCCCCUGCCCUGCUGCUGCCAUUAAACUGGAGCAUGAAGGCA
Molecule: messenger RNA, 1468 nt
Organism: Pyrgilauda ruficollis (rufous-necked snowfinch)
Lineage: Eukaryota; Metazoa; Chordata; Aves; Passeriformes; Passeridae
Gene: PREB
Product: prolactin regulatory element binding
Exons: 8
Coding region: 21-1184 (387 amino acids)
Biological process (GO): protein secretion
Cellular component (GO): endoplasmic reticulum membrane
Molecular function (GO): GTPase activator activity; protein binding; guanyl-nucleotide exchange factor activity
Source: RefSeq, a predicted model, not a curated record